GAAGUGGCCGGCGGUUCGUCUUGAAGAGUCUUAAGGGGCAGCAGCUGCGGCGGCGGCGGCCUGUCGGGCCUCCCGCGGGGCUACGCCAUGGGAGACGAGAUGGACGCCUUGAUCCCCGAACGGGAGAUGAAGGAUUUUCAGUUUCGAGCCCUGAAGAAAGUGAGACUCUUUGACUCUCCUGAGGAGCUGCCCAAGGAGCGCUGUAGCCUGUUGGCUGUGUCCAACAAGUAUGGUUUUAUCUUCGCUGGUGGGGCUAGUGGACUGCAGGUGUUUCACACCAAAAAUCUUCUCGUUCAGAAUAAACCUGGAGAUGAUCCCAAUAAGAUAAUUGAGAAAGUCCCAGGCUUGCUAGUUCCUAUGAAGUUCCCCGUCCAUCACCUGGCAUUGAGCUGUGACAACCUUACCCUCUCCGUGUGCAUGAUGUCCAGUGAAUUCGGCUCCAUUAUUGCUUUUUUUGAUGUGCGCACAUUCUCAAAUGAGACCAAACUGCAGAAACGACCAUUUGCCUAUCACAAGCUUCAGAAAGACGCAAGUGGCAUGGUGAUGGACCUGAAGUGGAACCCCACUGUCCCCUCCAUGGCAGCUGUGUGUCUGGCCGAUGGCAGCAUUGCUGUCCUGCAGGUCACAGACACGGUGAAAGUUUGUGCAACGCUCCCUUCCACAGUGGGCGUGACCUCUGUCUGUUGGAGCCCCAAAGGAAAGCAGCUGGCAGUGGGCAAACUGAAUGGAACUGUGGGCCAGUACCUUCCUACUUUACAAGAAAAAAAAGUCAUUCCUCGUUCUCCCUUUUAUGAUGCCAAUCACCCUGUCAAAGUUCUGGACGUGCUAUGGAUCGGCACCUAUGUCUUCAUCAUCGUGUAUGCGGCUGCCAAUGGGCCCCAGGAAACAGUUCUUAACGUGGUGAUGGCGCUCCUCCCGAAAAAAGAAGACAAGCACCCAGAGAUAUUUAUGAAUUUCACGGAGCCCUGCUAUGGCAGUUGCACAGAGAGACAGCAUCAUUACUACCUCAGUUACAUGGAAGAGUGGGAUUUAGUGCUGGCAGCAUCUGCGGCUUCAACUGAAGUUGGCAUCCUUGCUCGACAAAGUGAUCAGAUUAAUUGGGAAUCCUGGGUCUUGGAGGAUUCUAGUCGAGCAGAGCUGCCCGUGACUGAGAAGAAUGAUGACUCCUUGCCCAUGGGCGUUGCCAUUGAUUACACGAACCAGGUGGAAAUCAGCAUUAAUGAUGAGAAGACUCUACCUCCUGCUCCUGUUCUCAUGUUACUGUCCACAGAUGGUGUGCUCUGUCCGUUUUAUAUGAUCAACCAAAAUCCUGGGGUUCGCUCCCUCCUCAGAAUCCCAGAACAGCUCUCUCUGGAGGGAGAGCGACAGACCAAGUCAUCAGGAAGCACUCCCAGUACCCCAACCUCCACACAAGCCCCGCAGAGACUUGAUGCAACCCCCACAUUAGCUUCUGCCUCUGCCCCAACCUUGAUGCCUGCUGUGCCCGACGCCACGUUCUCCUUGUCCUCUGGCGGGUUCUCCUUGGCUACUUCUGGUUCUGGGGACCCCCCUGCAUCCUCCACCACCACCAGCAGCUCCAAAGUGCCCCUGGGUUCUGAUGUACCCACCUCCCCUUUUGCUUUUCCUCAAGCCUCCGUGGCCACCACCCCGGCAGCCUCUCCCAUGACCCCAGCAGCUCCCCCCUUCUUUGGCUCAGCGGGUUUCAAGCCGACUCUGCAGAGCACACCCAUGGCCAGUAUGGGGAUGAAGCUUACCUUCCCACCCUCAGCGUCGACCACCAAUGCCAACCUCAGUGAGAAGCUUCCCUCCUCAGCCUCCUCAGCUCCUGCUAGCAAUGUGCAGGGUGGAAACUCCAUGGUGCUUUUCUCUUCUCCUACCAAGCUCACAUCUGGCUACAGCCAGCUUCCCACCUUUUCCAGUUCCGUCUCAUCCAAGUCCUCAGAUUCUCCCCCAGUAUCAGGGCGAUCCACUCACAGUAGUUCAAAUCCAGUGCCCUCCCUGAAGUCACCCAGGACAGGCCCUAUGGUGACCAAGUCCAGCUCGUCCCAGGCAAAGUCACUCCAGCCUCCCAUUUCAGAGAAGCAGGGGCAUGCAUGGAAAGACGCCGAGCCGGUGUUGGCUGCAAUCGGGGAGGAGAUCGCACACUUCCAGAAGGAGCUGGAAGAACUGAAAGCCCAGACUUCCCAGACUUCUUUCCAAUUGGGCACUGACGAGGAGAGGAAGAAAAUGCACACCAAAUCCAAUGACCUGAGCACCUUUCUUCUGGAGAUCAAGGGCACCACAGAGUUUCUCCAUGAUGGUAUCAGCAACCUGAAAACAACUCUGCUGGAGCAAUUUGCUAGUGUUGAAGAAGCCAGAGAGCAAAAUGAGAGGAACUGUGACUCCGGGUAUCUCCAAUUGCUUUAUAAGAAGCCUCUGGAUCCAAAAAGUGAGGCCAAGCUCCAGGAAAUCCGGCGCCUUCAUCAAUAUGUCAAAUUUGCUGUCCAGGAUGUUAAUGAUGUUCUAGACUUAGAGUGGGAUCGGCAUCUGGAGCAAACAAAAAAACAGAAGCGCCUGCUUGUGCCAGAACGGGAGACUCUGUUUAACACCCUCGCCAACAACCGGGAAAUCAUCAACCAGCAGAGGAAGAGGCUAAACCACUUGGUAGACAGCCUCCAGCAGCUCCGCCUCUACAACCAGACCUCUGAGUGGAACCUUCCCUCCGAGGCGCCUUCCCAGAGCUCUCCCAACAGUUUUGACAGUGACCUUGAAAGCCUACGGAAUGCUCUGUUGAAAACUACAAUAGAAUCUCAUUCCAAACCUUUGCCCAAAGUACCAGCUAAACUGUCCCCAGUAAAACAGGCUCAACUGAGAAACUUCUUAGCCAAGAGGAAGACCCCGCCGGUGAGAUCCACAGCCCCAGCCAGUCUAUCUCGGUCAGCCUUCUUGUCCCAGAGAUACUACGAGGACCAGGAUGGGAUCAGUUCCAGCUCAUCCAUUUCCCAGUCUCUGGAGAGCGAAGAUCUGCGGCUGUCCUGCAGGGAUGACACGGUCAUGACCCAGCCCUCCCAUCACUCACCUAUGAACCACACAACUUCUCUCCAGGGCGGCAUGGUGGUCCACAGUUCCACUGCCCCCAAAUCAUACAUGGCUCAAAAUCAGCCUGAAACAAGGAAUACGUACGGCAUGAUGCCUCUGUCUAUGCCUACUAACAAAGUCCCUCCUCACGGGACUGACAGUGGUGCGAAGACGCUGAAGCACAGUGCCCUUGGCCUGGCUCACCCCAGCUCAGCCACUGAGGCUGCCAGGAAUGCAGCGAUCGAACGGCAAAUGGCCAGUCAGUCACAAGCUGUACACACGUCGAGGGAAUCAACUCUGAAGAAUGUUCCUCAGGUUCUGAAUGCACAGGAGUUGAACAAUUCCCCCACUCCCUCUGUGGCCUUGGGUUCCUUGGUGCCACAGUCUACAGCCAAAACACCUCACACGGGGAUGCCUCCUGUCACCGAUAACCAAGCUAAACAGGGCUCUCUCAUCAGUGUAAAGCCACUUGCACCCACAACUGCUCCUAGUCCGUUGUCGUCGGGUGAUAAAACUACAGGGUCAGAGGCAACCAAGAUUGAAGCAGCUGUGACUUCUUCCUCUGCUGUUGGGCAGUUCAACAAGUCUUUCUCGUUUUCCACCUCAGGGACUGGCUUUAAUCUCGGAAAAAUCACACCAGCGCCAUCUGCUAACCUCACUACCACCCAAGGUACAGUAAAAGAUUUCGUCGCCCCGGAGGCCCUUGUGGUUGACGGGGGAGGCAGGCCCUUCUACGAGAGUGCCCCGGACAACCCAGUUCCCUCAGGGCUCCAACCACUCACUGCGGAUGCCACCGUAACCUCUCUCAGUGAGGCAGCACCGUUGCCGAGCAAGCCUGUGAUAAUUCCUUUCUCUUCAACCUCAUGCAAGCUGGAAACUCCACUGGUCAAGGUGGGAGAGCUAUUUCCAGGUCCUCUGAGUGGGGAGACCCUGGGGAGCUUUUCAGGACUGCGAGUUGGCCACACAGAGGACACUACCACCAAGUCGGCCAGCAAAACGCCCCCACCAAGCCUAUCGGGUGCACAGCCUAUCAAGACCGCCUCUGGCCCCUCAGGGUUUAGUUUUACUGGUCCCUCAGUGUUGGACAAGCCCACGGAGCCCUCUGUGACCUCUGUGCCUGCUGUGCCAGUAGCGCCAGCCACAGCCACCAGCACCAGCAGCUCCUCAACCGGGGUUUUUGGCAGUCUGCCCCCCGCCAGCACAGGACCCUCAGGCGUGGUCAGCUUUGGAGGGCCCACCCCAACUGGGAUCAAGACUGGUUUUACAUUUGGAAACCAGCAGGCCAGUAAUACAGAGCCUGCUGCUGCACCGCUGCCAGUCACCACUGCCUCAGACCUUCCCACCUCCUUCCCCAGCUUGACCUUUGGGGACCUCCUGAGUUCAGCAGCUGCUCCCAGCCUGCCCACUGCCUCUAGUAAAACCACAGAGGAGGCCCCAACGCCAGAUCUGCCUGAGAAACCAAGCAGCAAUGAAGUCUCAGCACCAGCCACCUCGCUCCCAGAGCAGCUGCCGGCCCUCGUGCAGACACCCGAGAAAAAAGAAGCUGCUCUCAGCCCUCCAGUAGACAACAGCCUCCAGGCACCCAGCCCUGCUCUCGUGGCUCCUGUGGCAGAAACCCCAGCCACUGCUCCUGGGGUUCCUCAGGUCAAGACUGAGCCACCAGCUGCACCUCUUGCAGGACUCGAACCGGCUGCUGCCACAACUACCACAGUCCCAAGUACUGUCCCAGCGCCUGCAGACACAUCCAGCGCGCUCACCCCCACCUCCACUGCGGUCUCCACUGCUGCACCAACCCCCGUGACAGAGACAACAGUGUUCGGGGCAGCCACUUCUGGCACCUCUGUCUUUUCCCAGCCACCACCUGCCAGCUCCAGUUCCGCGUUCAGUCAGCUCACCCCCAAUACUGCCACAGCCCCGUCAGUGGCCCCCGUAUUUGGGCAGGGGGCCGAUAGCACGGCACCGAGCCUGUUCGGGCCACAAACCAGUAGCAUAGCCAGCACGGCAGCCAGCACGGCCCCAGUUAGCAGCUCCGGCUUUGGCAGCCCAGCCUUCGGCACGGUAGCCACCGGGGUAUUUGGACAGGGUUUCGGACAGGCCCCAGCCUUUGGGCAGGCUACUAGCAGCCCGGCUAGUGGCUUUUCCUUCUCGCAGCCAGGGUUCAGUUCCGUGCCAGCGUUUGGGCAGGCAGCUGCCUCUACCCCGUCAUCAACCAGCGGGAGUGUCUUUGGGGCUGCCUCAAGCUCCAGCAGCUCCACCUCCUUUUCCUUCGGACAGUCCUCUGCCAGCUCUGGGGGGGGCCUGUUUGGCCAGAGCAGCACCCCAGCUUUUGGCCAAAGCCCCAGCUUUGGGCAGGGGGGCUCUGUGUUCGGCAGUGCAUCAGCCACCACCACCACAGCGUCCCCAUCAGGGUUCAGCUUCUGCCAGGCUUCAGGCUUUGGAUCUAGUAAUACUGGUUCUCUCUUUGGUCAAGCAGCCAGCCCUGGUGGAACAGUUUUUGGUCAGCCGGCCUCAUCAUCCAGCAGUGGUGUGUUUGGCUCAGGGAGUGCCGGGCGAGGCGGAGGCUUCUUCAGUGGCCUUGGAGGGAAACCCAGCCAGGAUGCAGCCAACAAAAACCCAUUCAGCUCAGCCAGCGGGGGCUUUGGAGCUGCUGCUGCCACCCCAAACACCUCCAGCUUGUUCGGGAACAGCGGUGCCAAGACGUUCGGCAGCUUCACCAGCUCCUCGUUCGGAGAACAGAAGCCCACGGGCACAUUCAGCUCUGGGGGUGGCAGCGUGGCAUCCCAGGGCUUCGGCUUCUCCACGCCCAGUAAGACAGGUGGCUUCGGUGCUGCUCCAGUGUUUGGCAGCCCUCCGACUUUCGGGGGAUCCCCUGGGUUUGGAGGGGUGCCAGCAUUCGGUUCAGCCCCAGCCUUUACAAGCCCUCUGGGCUCGACGGGAGGCAAAGUGUUCGGAGAGGGCACAGCGGCUGCCAGCGCAGGAGGAUUCGGGUUUGGCAGCAGCAGCAACACCACAUCCUUUGGCACCCUCGCCAACCAGAACGCCCCAACCUUCGGCUCCCUGUCCCAGCAGACUUCUGGCUUCGGGACCCAGAGCGGGGCCUUCUCUGGCUUUGGAACUGGUGGAGGAGGCUUCAGCUUCGGAUCGUCCAACUCGUCCGUCCAGGGCUUUGGCGGCUGGAGAAGUUGA
Molecule: messenger RNA, 6243 nt
Organism: Suncus etruscus (white-toothed pygmy shrew)
Lineage: Eukaryota; Metazoa; Chordata; Mammalia; Eulipotyphla; Soricidae
Gene: NUP214
Product: nucleoporin 214
Exons: 36
Coding region: 88-6243 (2051 amino acids)
Biological process (GO): RNA export from nucleus; protein import into nucleus
Cellular component (GO): nuclear pore
Molecular function (GO): protein binding; structural constituent of nuclear pore
Source: RefSeq, a predicted model, not a curated record